AUGGCCUCCCGCUCCUGCGCGGCCCAGCACCCACCCCGCCCCGCAGGCUCGGGCCGCGUCCCCUGUGCGCUGCGGGUGGGGCGGCUCGGGAAGCGUCCAGAGUUGGGGACCCGAGCAGGCCCGCAGUCCCUGCGGCCUGGGACUGUGCGCGCCGGAGUCGCCGAAAACUGUGCACCAGACCCCGCAGAGGGACUAAACUGGGGGACCCCCCCCCCCCAUACACACUUCCAGAAAGUCAUCGGCCAGUUUCUGCUGGAGCCCUUGGGGACUCCGCCCACGCCGCGGGUCUUUCAGACGUCCCGAGGCCAGAGCAGGGGACUGGAGGGCGGCCCGCACCUCCCCGCCCCGGGCCCUCCCCCGGCCCACGGUCAAUCCCGAGGCGGCCAGGCCGGGAGCGGCCCCGGGGCUCAGCCUCCUUCUGCUCCGCCCCGGGCGGGCGGCGCAGCCAAAGUCGCGGGCCAGGGCCGUGCGUUCCCCUCCAGCCCCGCGCGGGCGCGCAGCGAGUGUCCGGACCAGUUCAGCCCAGACGGCGACAUGGAGCCCGCGGGGGCGCCACCCCCAAGUUUGGAGGCGAUGGAAGCUGCGCGCACGGAAGCCCCGCCGCCGGCCGAGGAGCAGCCCGUCUCGGGGGCCCCGUGCACCCAAGGCGGCAGCUCGGAGGCGUCGAGUCCCCAUCCCGGGCGCCUGUCCCCCGAGGAAGAGGAGGAGGCGGCGGCGGCGGCGGCCGCCCUGGAGCACGAGGCGUUGCGGGAGCACCGGCGGGGCCGCCGCGCUCGCUCCUUCUCCCUGCCCGCCGAGCCCCUCCUGCAGGGGGCGCGGCUGCUGCAGCGCCUCGUCCCGGGGCUGCUCGCCGGAGACCCCGCCCGGGACGCGCCGCCUCCCGGCCCCUCCGGCUGCUGCGCCAAGUGCAAAAAGCGGGUGCAGUUCGCCGACGCCCUGGGGCUGAGCCUGGCCAGCGUGAGGCACUUCAGCGACGCCGAGGAGCCGCAGGUGCCGCCCGCCGUGCUGUCCCGCCUCCGCAGCUUCCCCAUGAGCGCCGCCGACCUGGAGCAGCUGCCGGCGCUGCUGGCCGCCGCCUCUGCGCCCCUCGCCGCGCCCGGCCCCCGCCUGCGGCCGCACUUCCAGCUGCCCGGGCCCCGCACGGCGGCCGAGCGCCUGCGCCUGCAGCGCGUGUGCCUGGAGCGCGUCCAGUGCCCGGCGGCCCCGGGCGCGGAGGUGACGGGCUCCGGCCGGGUGCUGGGCUGCCCGGGGCCGAGGGCCGUGUGGGUGCGCUACACCUUCACCGAGUGGCGCUCCUUCCUGGACGCGCCGGCCGAGCUGCGGCCCGAACCCGCCGAGCCAGAGGCGGCGGCGGCGGCGGCGGCGGCGGCGGCGGGGGCUCCAGGGCCCGGGGAGGGUGAAGAGGAGCCGGGCGCCGAGCGCUUCUAUUUCUCCCUGUGCCUGCCGCCGGGUCUGCAGCCCCGGGACUGGGGCGACGCGGGGGACAUGGCGGGCGGGGCUGUGCACUUCGCCGUCUGCUACCGCUGCGCGCAGGGCGAGUUCUGGGACAACAACGCGGGCGCCAACUACACGCUGCGCUGGGGGCGCCCGGCCCAGGCGCCAUGAGCCCCGGGCCCCGACCGCGCUGAGCUGGGGCGCGCGGGUGUGCGGGGACCCGGCCGGACACUCUGCUGCGCGCCGUCCAGCGGGGGCCCCGGGCACUCGCUCCCCGGAGGACGCACACUCAGCCUGGCGGGGAAAGCACCGACCCUCCCCGCCCCUUUCUCUGGCUUCUGGAGGUCUCGCCCCACGGCCCACUGGAAGGAGUCUGCGUGGC
This is a messenger RNA of Erinaceus europaeus (western European hedgehog), 1816 nucleotides long. RefSeq names its product protein phosphatase 1 regulatory subunit 3G (gene PPP1R3G). The coding region runs from base 1 to 1605 and encodes 534 amino acids. Gene Ontology annotation, cellular component: protein phosphatase type 1 complex. Gene Ontology annotation, biological process: regulation of glycogen biosynthetic process. Gene Ontology annotation, molecular function: glycogen binding; protein phosphatase 1 binding. The record is from RefSeq and is a predicted model, not a curated record. NCBI's taxonomy places the organism in Eukaryota, Metazoa, Chordata, Mammalia, Eulipotyphla, Erinaceidae. The transcript has 2 exons.